GGCUGCAUGCACCCCCGGGUGCGCCAGUGCGCACACAGAUGGGCUUGUGCAGUCUGCUGUUUCUGGGGGAGACAUGAGCACCGCAGGAGCCGGUCCUGGCCUCAGCCUGGACAGCGGUAGGCUGUGGCACUGGAGAGCCAUGCAAAGGAGCAGAGCUCUUGUCCGAACCUACCUCAAGUCCAACUCUGUGCUCGUACUGCCUCAGCCCAAUGGAACACGACAAAGGGACAGUGUCCGACUGCCUUCCCUAGCUACCUUUAAAGCCUCGCACAGGCAGACAACCACGACUCCACUCAGCAUUAGCGAGCCCUCCCUCUUCACCCCGGGAGAACGAGCCGUGUUCGAUGGUUUUUCCCCUAACCGCCGCCCUCUGCGGAAACGACCACUGCCUCUCUGCAAGUCCUGUGACACAAUAGUAGGAAAGAACCUGAACCAGAGCAACAGACCAGUGUACAGCCACUUCUCCUACCCCAUCAGACCCAACCCAAAGCUGGGGAAGCCCAGAUCACAAAGUCUGACCCUGGCCAAGGAGCAAGGCGAGCUCCGUCCUCCUGUGAUGCAGCACUGCCAUUCGUCACACUGGGAGGGUCUAACAGUGAGAGGAAAGCCCUGCCUGAGCCUCCCCAGCCAAUCUUCGCCUCCCGCCGCUUCUAUGCCAGCACGCACACAGCUUCACAUAUUCUUGCCCACGGAAGGAGUUGGAGGGAGGGAGGAGGGGGACAGUGAAUCUGUGGAUGAAGGGUUUAUGGACGAGCUGGAUAGUAAGAUCACUUCCCUAAAACUCCAGCAGGGGAAGGCCAAGAUUCACACACACCCUGAUAAGGUCCCUGGAAAAAUAAAGUGACUUUCCUCAACCCACUGAGCAAGUUGACUGGGUUUCACGUUUUACGAACAACAGGUCUUAAAUGAUGACUGCUCAGUUAUCUGUAGGUUUAAAAGGCUCCAAAGUAUUGUGAUGGGAACACUAGUCCUUUUUUUGUGAAAUGUGUCAGCUCAGAAUAGAGGGAUUCUAAAAAUGCAUGAAGCCCUCCACUGGUAUUUUGUCACAGAAGAAUAAAUAAAUCCAACAACUUCUAUGUUUUUUAUGUGCAGUACCUGUAAAUACUUGUUAGUUAUGCAUAUUCCUUCAAUGAAUCUAUUCUAUAAGAAUAUUAAAAGGUACAAUAUGUAAGGUUUCCUGUUGUUCAAUAGCAGUUUCAAUAAAUUAUAUAUGCAGUUGUUCUUGGGGAAUAUUACAGUGCCUAUAGAAAGUCUACACUCCCAUUGAACUUGCUUUUACAUUUUGCUGCAUU
Oncorhynchus kisutch (coho salmon) is the source of this 1292-nucleotide messenger RNA. RefSeq lists its product as uncharacterized. NCBI's taxonomy places the organism in Eukaryota, Metazoa, Chordata, Actinopteri, Salmoniformes, Salmonidae. The transcript is spliced from 2 exons. The record is from RefSeq and is a predicted model, not a curated record. The coding region runs from base 74 to 844 and encodes 256 amino acids.